UGACGAUGUGCAUGUCCAGAUUGGGGUUGUAUGGUUGAUUGAUCAAGCUCAAGCGAAUUCGCCGACUUCAAACCUUGCCUUGCCUUUUUUGUCUUUCCUAAUCUAUCAUCACACCCUUGUCCGCUGUACUCUUUUCCCGCAUCCUCCAAAGGGUCCCUCCUGCAAAUUAUUGAUUCCACUAUGGCACAUCUGUCUAUCAUCACCAUGCCGACACUCCGAUUCCGAGAACCUCAACGCUUGCCCUUGUAUUCAUCGCAUUUGUUCGACCAAUCAUCUCGACUACACAGGCAUGCAAUGUCAUGUAACGUCUGCAAAUGGUGUACCUGUGCAUGCGCGCAUUGUCACGUACGUCCGUCUGGGUGUGUGUGUGUGUGUGUCUGUAUGUCCGUAGGUAGAUUGCAAUCAAACAAAGCGCGUAUGCACAUAGCCAACUUCGCCGAGGACCUUCACAUCGAAUACAUGGCUGGCUGAGAAAGCAGGGAAGGCUAAACCAGACGGUACCCCCACAACUCAUGUCCCGGAAACUCCGGAUAGGGCCUUUGUGUGCCUGACUGUGUUCCAAUCCCAGCCACUUUGUCCAUAUCCAGACUAUCUCGUUCUCGUGCAUGGACCCCGGAACAAGGGCACGGUACUAAACAACGGCUAUCCCUUAAGUAUUUUUAUUGGAUUGCUGUUGGCAUCCAGAAACUCUGUGUGUGUAGCAUGUAAGCGAGGAACCAAUGCACGACUUUAUAUUAUGAUGCAGCAAAGGAGUGGGGCGAAGCAUAUGUCAGUCGGAUUCGCCGGUUUGACGGAACCUGGUCUCCCUGCUUUUGAUGUGUCUGCUUACCGUCUGAAUGGAUGACAUGUUGGGGUGGUACCAACAAGCAUGUAAGGGUUGAACACGCAUGGUUGAAGGUUUACCCUGGUACAUACGUUAUGUAGCAAUGCGUAGGUAGUACGCAUAUCAUUUUACAUAUGUUGGUAUUAGAAUGGAGUCCGUAGCCAGGGUGAUCGGCAUACACCUUGAUGCAUAUUCGUGCGCUGUUUUUGUGUACGUAUGUCUAGGUCCCUUCCAACUUGGGGUGGUCCAGUUCCGGUAUACGCUUUAAGAGUGGAAGCGAUAUCGGUCCAGGAAGAAAAGCUAUUUGGCGAGAGCGAAAGGACGAGUAUGCGAGAGGAGGAAGGGACCCAACUAUGAUCAACGCAGAAGCCCACCAGCACCACACACUACGCAAUCCGUUCAAAAGGGAAUAAAUCCCAACACUCUGGUCGACUCGUGAUGUAUUGGAAGAUGCACACUACAUUGUACAUAAGUGCUACCUCAGAAGUCCAAAAUCACCCUAGCGAGGCUAUUGAACACUUGUUUGCAUGCACGCUGUUGUCCAACGCGCCCAUAACCUACUGCUCCAUCCACCCCACUCGGAGUUAGACUCCCAGCUCGCCGAAUGUCUGGUACAUGAUAAUGCAGGACACUCCAAGUGUAGCACUUCGC
Molecule: messenger RNA, 1474 nt
Organism: Periconia digitata
Lineage: Eukaryota; Fungi; Ascomycota; Dothideomycetes; Pleosporales; Periconiaceae
Source: the annotation of a GenBank genome assembly